Xenopus tropicalis (tropical clawed frog) is the source of this 4175-nucleotide messenger RNA. RefSeq names its product quiescin sulfhydryl oxidase 2 (gene qsox2). Gene Ontology annotation, biological process: cell redox homeostasis. Lineage: Eukaryota; Metazoa; Chordata; Amphibia; Anura; Pipidae. The record is from RefSeq and is marked provisional. Gene Ontology annotation, molecular function: flavin-dependent sulfhydryl oxidase activity; thiol oxidase activity; oxidoreductase activity.
CAGACGGGCUGUGCAGGCUGGGGCCGGCGCUAUGGCGGUUGGGGGGCUGCUGUUCCGCUCGGUGCUGGCGGUGCUGGUUCUGUUCGGGUCGGUGGGAGCGGAGGCGCUGUACGGGCCGGCGGAUCCCCUCAGUAUCCUCAAUAAGGAGUCGGUGACGCGGGCCGUGUUUAACUCUUCCUCUGCCUGGCUGCUGGAGUUCUACUCCUCCUGGUGCGGCCACUGCAUCAACUACGCCCCCACCUGGAGGGCCCUGGCCCGGGAUGUGUCCGACUGGGACCCGGCCAUCAAGAUCGGGGUGUUGGACUGCGCCGAGGAGGACAACUAUGGGACCUGCAAAGACUUCGGUGUCACCUUAUAUCCCACCUUUAGGUUCUUUAAAGCCUUCACCACGGAGUUCACCCAAGGAGAGAAUUAUAAAGCUGGAAAUGACCGGGAGAUACAGACGGUGCGACAAGUGAUUAUCGAUUUCCUUCAGACGUCCCCGGCGCAGAGCAAGCCGCAGGCCUGUCCCACCCUGGAGCCCAUUAGUUCCAGCGAGAUUUCAUCUCUUCUGACCCAGAAGCAGUCGCACUACACCGCCAUAAUCUUCGAAAGCGAAGAGUCGUACGUGGGGCGAGAGGUGAUGUUGGAUCUGAUCCGAUACAGUAACAUGGUGGUGAGGCGAGCGCUGCCUUCCGAUAAGGCCAUCCUGGAGAAACUGGGUAUCGGCUCCGUCCCGUCCUGUUAUCUGAUCCAACCAAACGGCUCCCACGGAUUAAUUAAAGAAGUGAAGUGUUUGCGGGCGCAGCUUUCCUCGCACCUGAAGGCCCUGCCCAAUGUAAGGAAGCGGUUGCCGUCCGACACGGCACAUUCGGGGCUGAACAAAGAUGCGCAACAGGGGGACGUGGCCAUGAAGGAGUUUGAUAGGUCCAAGCUGUACAUGGCCGACCUGGAGUCAGGAUUACAUUACGUCCUCCGGGCAGAACUAGCCAAUCACCGCACGCUGGAGGGGGAGAAGCUGAAGACGUUUAAGGACUUUGUUACCAUCCUUUACAAGCUGUUUCCUGGGAGGCCGCACGUGAUGAAGCUUCUGGAGACGCUGCAGGAGUGGCUGGUUAGCAUGCCGUUGGACAAGAUCCCGUACGACGCCAUUCUGGAUCUGGUUAACAAUAGAAUGCGGAUCUCUGGGAUAUUCCUCACCAAUCACACACAGUGGGUUGGGUGCCGGGGCAGUAAGUCCCACCUGAGGGGCUACCCAUGUUCCCUAUGGAAGCUCUUCCACUCUCUGACUGUACAAGCUUCUGUGAAACCGGACGCCUUGGCCAACACAGCCUUAGGAGCUGACCCCCAGGCCGUCCUGCAGACCAUGAGGAGCUACAUAAGGGAGUUCUUCGGUUGUCGAGAAUGUGCCAAGCAUUUUGAGGCAAUGGCUAAAGAAACCAUGGACAGUGUUAGAACCCCGGACCAGGCCGUCCUUUGGCUGUGGAGGAAGCACAAUGCGGUCAACAAUAGACUUUCUGGUGCUCCUAGUGAAGACCCCAAGUUUCCAAAAGUCCAGUGGCCAACCUCGGACCUGUGCUCUGCUUGCCACGGCCAGACCGGCGGGGGGACGCAGAGCUGGAAUGAGAAUGAGGUUCUCUCUUUCCUAAAGCGCUACUACGGCAAGCAGGAGAUUUCCUUGGAAUUCGCCGACCACAGAACGGAACAGAGCGAAGCAGCCGACGGCCACGGGAAUAAAGAGCCGCUUCCCACCAAGAAACCUGAAGAAGGCGAAGACCUGAAGAAGAACCAAGGCCCCCAGUUCCUGGAUAAACUUAUUCCGAAUAAGCCGGAGAAAAGUGUCGGUUCCGAGGCGGCCGAUACCCGCCAGUCCGUCAGUUUCCUGGGGAUCGGCUUCUCCAACAUAGACAUGAGCCUGUGCGUCAUCCUCUAUCUCACCUCCUCCCUGUUCCUCAUGGUCAUGUACUUCUUCUUCCGCUUCCGCUCCAAGCGCUGGAAAGUCCGGUACAGCCGACCCUUUGUGUAAAGAACAUUCUUUAUUUGUUUUUAAUGAGAAAACAUGAAGGUUUUCAGACUGCAGAGUUCUACACGUGGCUUUAUUAUUUGUAAAGAUCAGGGAUUUUUGAAGACAUUUUACAUUUGAAGCUAUUUCCUGUUGAGCUAUUUCCUGUUGAAGCUAUUUCCUUUGGAUUUCACUGUUAACAAGUUUUUUAUUUUUAUCUGGAAGAUUUUGAUGGUGCCAUACUUGAACUAUUUAUCUAGAAUUGUCCUUAUUAUUCAAGGGUUGGGGGGAUAUUUAUCCUGCUGUGUGAAAAGUGGAGUAAAACGUCACCGGUGAUGAUGUUUAUAGCAGCCAAUCGGAUGCUUUGCUAACUGUUGAACCCCAGAACCAACCCUGACGGAUUCUGCCGAAUCCGAAUUAGCAAAUGUUAAUUAGGAAAGGCCGAAACCGAAUCCAUCAAAAAAAAGCUGGUGCAUCCCUAAUUGCUGAUUGGUUGCCCUGGGCAACAUCACCGGUAACGCUUCCCUCCACUUUUUACACGGCAUGAUAAAUAUACCCCUUAGUGUAGGGAUUCCAAACUAAGGGCAGGGUUGGACUGCUAAAAAAAAAACCCCAGUAGGCCUGGCCCAGACCUGACCCCACCUACCGCUCCCCGUUGCCCUCCCUCCUCCAAUCACAGCGAAGUAUAAGGUACACCUGUGGAAUGGGGGAGGGGCUGGCAGUGGGUGAGUGGGUAGUUGGGGACUCUGGAGGUAACGGCCCCAUUGGGCCUCACUUACACCAGUCCGACCCUGAUUAAGGGCAACAUUUGAGGGAUCGUUUAACCUGCCCAACCUACGUUGCCAACGACUACAAGGCUGCCAAACAAGAUGGUUGCUUGUUGUCCUAUUAAAGCGCUGGGCCACAUUGGUUUGAUUGUUUGCCAUGUUGGCCAGUGUUGUCCUCAACUGCCAGAAUUUUCUAACCUGCCUGAUAGAUAUUUUACCGCUCCCUAUUGCCCUCCCUCCUCCAAUCACGGCGAAGUACAAGGUACACGCAUGGAAUGGGGAAGGGGCGGGCAGUGAGGUAGCUGCCCCAUUGGGCCUCGCUUACACCAGUCCAACCCUGAUUAAGGGCAACAUUUGAGGGAUCGUUUAACCUGCCCAACCUACGUUGCCAACGACUACAAGGCUGCCAAACAAGAUGGUUGCUUGUUGUCCUAUUAAAGCCAAAUUGCUUUGAUUGGUUGCCAUGUUGUCACGAAGGGCCCAUACACGGUCCAAUAAAAACUGCCGACGUGACCUAGAGGGGACCAUGUUGAUAGUUAACGGACCAGCUGGACUUGGGGGUAUGAUGUAAAUGGUUAAUUGUGUACAGCCAUGCUAAUUUAUACACCUAACGAGCCAUGUGAUCGUUAUUGUGACAUAAUGUAACAUUCACGGACUGACUUGUUCAUAUUAAGCCUUAUUUAUUUAUGCACAUUCCAUGUCCAGUCGUAUUACAGAUCCGGGAGAGAUCCCCCAGCCAAUAGGAGGAAGUGGGGAUUGGAUGAGCCCUGAGAUACAGACAAGCUGAUUGGUUGCAGCUCCAUGUUGGUUACGGACACCAUAGUAAAGUCAAGUCGUCGGUUGCAUCAGUUUUCCCUUUUGGCCGCUCACGGCUCUGUGUGAUUGGCUAAACUGACUAGGGGGGGCGGGGUCAGACUGUUUGAAAAUGAAUAAACUGUAUGAGAAAUGAUUCCUUGAUUGGCUGAGUAUUAACUACGGAACUGACCCACUUGCAGUAAUAGUACUGGGAGCCGUGACGGGCGGGCAAGCACGGGCUGCGGGUUUUAUUAUUUGUGUAUUUUUAUGUUCGGCAGCUCUCCGGGUUUGGCAUUUCAGCAACGAUCUGGUUGCUGGGGGUCUCAUUUACCUUAGCAACCAGGCAGCUGUUUAAAUAAGAGACUGGAAUACAAAUAGGAGAGGGAGCAAAUCAGAACAUAGGUGAUAAAAAGUAACAAUAACAAUAAAACUGGAGCCUCACAGAGCAAUAGGGUUUGGCUGCCGGGGUCAGUUAUCCUGUUGCUAGGGCUCCAAUUACCUUAGCAACCACAAAGUGGUUUGGAUGAGAGACUGGUAUAUGAAUAGGGGAGGGGCUGAAUAGAAAGAUAAGGAAUAAAAAGUAACAAUAACAAUAAAACUGGAGCCUCACAGAGCAAUAGGUUUUGGCUGCU